AGCUUGACGUUGUAACGCCAAGCGCUCUUUGGUUUGAUGGUAUGAGAAUGUUUCCGGAUGUUUCGCUAGUAUCUGGACAAGAAUGGCUGCGAUGUUUACGUGUUGUCUAGGCUGCUGCGGAGAUGGCGGAUCGGGCCAUAUUCCCCUCAAAGAAAUGCCCACUGUUCAGUUAGAUACUCACCACAUGGGCACAGAUGUUGUCAUCGUAAAGAGUGGCCGGAGGAUAUGUGGCACUGGAGGCUGUCUGGCCAACGCUCCUCUGCACCAGAACAAAAGUUAUUUCGAGUUUAAGAUCCAGUCCACUGGUGUGUGGGGAAUAGGUGUGGCUACGCAGAAAGUGAAUCUCAAUCAAGUGCCUUUGGGCAGAGACACAAACAGCCUUGUCCUGAGGCAUGAUGGGUCUGUUUACCACAAUAAUGAAGAGAAGAAUCGUCUACCCGCAAACAGCCUUCCUCAGGAGGGUGACAUUGUGGGCAUCACAUAUGACCAUGUGGAGCUGAAUUUAUAUCUGAAUGGGAAGAACAUGCAUUGUCCUGCCUCAGGGAUCCGAGGCACUGUAUACCCUGUUGUUUAUGUGGAUGACAGUGCCAUCUUAGACUGCCAGUUUAGUGACUUCUAUCACACAGCUCCACAAGGAUUUGAGAAGAUCCUCUUUGAACAACAAAUCUUCUAAAGGAGCACCUCAGCCUCAGCCCCUCUUUAUGUUGUCAUCCUCCCCAAUAUCUCAUAGCAACCUCUGUGAAACUACAGUUUGACCUUAAAAUCAUUAUGUGUGGCCUUUUGUUUGUUUCCCCUGAUUACUCUGUCUCUCUCAUGCUGCUCUGGAUUGACGUUGGAGCAACCUUGAAGGAGUGGGGAUUACUGAUCAUUGGUGGGCUAUGACUUUUGCAGUCUGUGCUGAUGGAAAACUGUCAAAUCAUUACCUUGUGUCAGUGGUAAUCACCCUGUAUUAACUGAAACACUUUGAAUUGCUGCUUACAUUCUCAAUCUUUGUGUAGAUACCAGACAGUGGAUGUAAUGGUAAAAUGUUCCCAUUUUUCAGGAUCACAAGCCAUUUUUUGUUGACAUUGCUUUAUACUUAUGUUUUUGAAUAUGUAAUCUCCCAAAUGUCAUACUGACAUCUCAGCAUAUGCCCUAUAUUUAUUUGUAUUUAUUUGAGUCACAGAUCAAGUAAUAUGAGCAUGUCAUGUCUUUGGCCAGCAGAAGUUUGUGGACUAAGGAUCAGCUGUCAGUACUGACACAUCAGUCAACAAUAUCCCAUUUGCUCUUAUGUUGCCUUCUUCACUUAAAAAUACAAUUAAAAGUGGGGAUACACUAAUUAAUUAAAUUAAUUCAUGUCACUUUGUAAAUUUGAGUUGAUACAGACAUGGUUUAAAAUACUCCAGUAAACCGUUGCACAUUCCAGCGGACAGCCAGUGUCUGAGAUUGACUUUUUACUGAGGUAUGCUGAGGUGAUGGUGUUGGACGAUGUUUUAAAAAGUUAAACACUUAUUAAAUGGCUGACACUAAUAUGUAUUAAGAUUGAUUUCUAAAUCACUUCUAUGAACAGCCCUUUAGUUUUCCCACGCUUUUCUCAUCCUGAAAUCUUUCAUGGUGUGUUUAUUCUAAAUAUCAGAAUAUAACCGGUGCUGGUUGUCUCAGAUUACAGAUAUAUGGUUAAAAAUGUCAAUCUGUUGUUUUGUAUUGGCAUAGCAUAUCCGCUGCUGAAGUGUGACAGUUAAAUAUUUCAAAUGCUUGUCUUUGUUUGCACUAAUGAUUUGUACAAGCAAAUCCAAAUAUUGUUGAUUCAUUAAACUUUUGUGUCUUGAGGCA
Molecule: messenger RNA, 1812 nt
Organism: Siniperca chuatsi (mandarin fish)
Lineage: Eukaryota; Metazoa; Chordata; Actinopteri; Centrarchiformes; Sinipercidae
Gene: spryd7b
Product: SPRY domain containing 7b
Exons: 5
Coding region: 83-673 (196 amino acids)
Molecular function (GO): protein binding
Source: RefSeq, a predicted model, not a curated record